Naumovozyma dairenensis CBS 421 is the source of this 894-nucleotide messenger RNA. RefSeq names its product syntaxin (gene SYN8). The record is from RefSeq and is a predicted model, not a curated record. Gene Ontology annotation, biological process: vesicle fusion; intracellular protein transport. Lineage: Eukaryota; Fungi; Ascomycota; Saccharomycetes; Saccharomycetales; Saccharomycetaceae. Gene Ontology annotation, molecular function: SNARE binding; SNAP receptor activity. The transcript has a single exon. Gene Ontology annotation, cellular component: endomembrane system; SNARE complex. The coding region runs from base 1 to 894 and encodes 297 amino acids.
AUGAGGAACUUAAAACUAUCAUGUGAAUUAGAAUUAAAUAAAUUAUCUGAUAUAAUUGAAGAAAGAGACAGAUUAAUUAACAUACUCCAUAUUAGUCCGUCAACCAAUGAUAACAUCAAAUUGAAAACUGUGCUGAAUAGAAUUUUAGACAUAUUUAAUUCAUUAGACCAUGUAGCAAAUGAAGAUGAUAUGAAUGAUUUUACAAAAUUUAUUAAAAUAUAUAAUAAUCUUCUAAACAGAAUACCGAAAGAAAUGGAUCUACAAAAUGGCAUAGAGAAUAAUAAUAGUAAUACGAUAGAUACUUCAUUAUAUGAGUUCAAUAAACAACUUAAAUUGGAGGAGGAGGAGGAGGAGGAGGAAGAAAAAACAAUAUCACCACUUAAGAGUUCAAUAAAUGACGGUCCUGUUAUAAAGAAAAAGGUCAGAUUGAAUGAUGAAAUCACUUAUAAAGAAUAUACUCCUUAUACAGAUAAUCCUGAUCACGAUGACGAUGACGAUGACGAUGCGGGAAAUAGGAAUAAACUGAUGGGAAAUGCUACUGAUACUACUUCAUCUAAUAAUACUAAGGAUGAUUUACAAUCAUAUAUGGUAUCUAAUGAAGAAAUAUUUGCAAGACAACAACAGCAAUUAAUGGAGCAAGAUUCUCAUUUAGAUACAUUAUCAGGAUCCGUACAAAGAACCCAUGGAAUUUCGUUGGAUAUUAAUAAUGAAUUGGUGAGUCAAAAUAAUGAGGUAUUGAAUGACUUAGAAAAUUUAAUUGAAAAUGGGGGCAGAAAUUUGGAUAGAGCUAAACGUCGUUUGGAAAUAUUCGAAAAGACAGCAAGAGAUAAUGGACCUUGUUCCAUUAUCGUAUUGUUAAUAUUGAUCUUAUUCUUCCUUUUGAUAGUCCUUUAA